Hansenula anomala is the source of this 1404-nucleotide messenger RNA. It is a transcript of the gene SKP2, whose product is annotated as putative SCF ubiquitin ligase complex subunit SKP2. Lineage: Eukaryota; Fungi; Ascomycota; Saccharomycetes; Phaffomycetales; Wickerhamomycetaceae. The record is from RefSeq and is a predicted model, not a curated record. Gene Ontology annotation, molecular function: protein binding. The coding region runs from base 1 to 1404 and encodes 467 amino acids. The transcript has a single exon.
AUGAUUCAACGACUACAACAGUUCACCAAGAAGAGAAGGCUGCUUUUUGCUGAGAAGAAGCAACAGCAUAUAGACCACGCUCCCAUUGAAUACUCACCAAACACGUUGCUGGGGCUACCUUUGGAACUGCUGUACAAGAUUGUCCAGAAUCUGGACCCAAAAGACUGGUUAAUCUUGUGCUUAAGCUGUCGAUAUCUUCAUGAUUUCAUUGACACUUUUUUCCUAUAUCAUGAUGUUAAACUAUCACACAAGGAUGCUUUGAUAAGGUUUAGAAAGACAAUUUCAAAGAAUAAAAAGACAAAUAAAUUAUCCUUGUAUGUUAAAUCCAUUGAAUUUUGUCGUCCUGAAAAGGAUUCAGCAGAAAUUGAAACAACUUCAAUUGCAGGCUUUGAGUACUCAACAGGUGGUAAAGAUUCCUCAAGUUAUAUCAGUAUAAUGUUGGAAAUAAUAUCUUUGUUACCCAAUUUAAAUCAUAUCAAUUUAAGUCAAAUUUCACCAGGGUUCCAAUUCCCAGAAUGGGCAAGCUCUUUGAAAACUUAUGCUCAUGAACAUAAUUAUUACCCAUCAAUUAGGAAACUGUCAUUGUCUUCAGAAUCUGGCUGGAAUAUAGCAUUAAGACCUAAUUUAUUAUGGCCGUUUGGGUUGAUUGAAGAAUUACAUUUAACCGAUAUAAUUAUUGAUUCAAGUUCAUUACUGAAACCAAAUUUACUAACAGUUUCUAAUGAAAAUGGUCCAUUAAUUACUAAACAAGCACUAACUAUUGAAAAUCCAAUAACAUGGUCACCUAUAAGGUCACUCACUCUAUCAUCAUGCUCAAUAGCAAGUAAUGGUUCAAGAUAUUUAAGAGGAUAUUUUAAACAAGUUGAAUCUUUGAAACUAAUCAAUUUAAGGUCACAUUAUGAUUUGCUAUUGAGUCAUUGCUUCACCUCUUUGAAAGAUUUGACAAUAGAUCUUAAUUCAAAAGGGUUCAGUUUAUAUUCAUCAACUGAAGCUAAUGCUAUUAAUGUUGACAACUUCAAUAGCAAUUUUGCUUAUUAUAAUUCAAUGUUUGUUCCUAAGUUUUAUAUCAAUUAUUUACAAUUUGUUGAUGUUAUUGAAAAACUUCCAUUUGUGAGUAAAAUUGCAUUAAUUAAUGUAUCAUUUACAAAUUUAAAACCCAUUGAUCCAGAAGAUAUUGCAAAUGAUGAAAACCAUUUGGUCAACAAUAAUUUGUUCAAGUUUUUAACUUUCUUAUCAAAAUUCCAAAAUGUUGAAUUUGUCAUGCUUAAAAAUUAUAAACUUCAUCAAUCAAGAGAUAAGGAAGCUUGGGAAUGUUUGUUAGCACCUUGCUUUACAUCAACAAAUUCAGUUAAAGUUAAGGACAGAGAUGGCUCAGUUUUAUUUUCAAGAAACAUUAGAUGCUGA